Messenger RNA from Ylistrum balloti, 1704 nucleotides. RefSeq names its product cytochrome c oxidase subunit 1-like. Gene Ontology annotation, biological process: mitochondrial electron transport, cytochrome c to oxygen; electron transport coupled proton transport. Gene Ontology annotation, cellular component: membrane. The coding region runs from base 13 to 1644 and encodes 543 amino acids. The record is from RefSeq and is a predicted model, not a curated record. Lineage: Eukaryota; Metazoa; Mollusca; Bivalvia; Pectinida; Pectinidae. The transcript has a single exon. Gene Ontology annotation, molecular function: cytochrome-c oxidase activity; heme binding.
GGUCGUUGACUUAUGGCCAACUCCCAUAAGGAUGUGGGGACUAUAUAUCUUAUUUUGGGGAUGUGGUCUGGUUUUGGGGGUUUGAGUCUCAGAUGGAUUAUGCGAUUAGAGCUGGGUCGUCCUGGCAUAUGGCUGCCAAGAUCAGAGGUGUAUAAUGGUGUGGUUACUUUACAUGCUAUUAUGAUGAUUUUCUUCUUUGUUAUGCCUGUAUUAAUUGGGGGCUUUGGUAAUUGGUUGUUACCAUUGUUGUUAGGGGCUAUUGAUAUGAGAUUUCCCCGGGUUAACACUUUGAGUUUCUGGAUUUUACCAUUUGCUUUGUAUAUAGUAAUUCUGUCUUUUAAUAUUGAUUAUGGGAGAGGAACUGGUUGGACUAUAUAUCCUCCUUUGUCUAGAACCCCUUAUUCUAGGGGGGUGAGAACAGAUAUAAUGAUUUUGGCGUUGCAUUUGGCGGGGGUUAGAUCUUCUGCUGCUUCUAUUAAUUAUUUAGUAACUUUUUUAAAUGUGCGAGGAAAGGCGUACAAGGCUGAGUUUUGUCCUCCGUUUGUGUGGGCUCUGUCUGUUACUAGGUUCUUGCUUUUGGUAUCUUUACCGGUUUUAGCGGGUGGGUUGACUAUGUUGAUUAUGGACCGUCAUUUUAACUGUAGGUUCUUUGAUCCUUCAGGUGGGGGGGACCCGGUUUUAUUCCAGCAUUUAUUCUGGUUCUUUGGGCAUCCAGAGGUAUAUGUUUUAAUUUUACCUGGUUUUGGGUUAGUUUCUCAUGUUUUGGUGUUUUACACUAAGAAGUUACGGGUCUUUGGUUCAGUUGCUAUGAUGUAUGCUAUAAUUUCUAUCGGGAUUUUAGGUUUUAUUGUUUGGGGGCAUCACAUGUAUACUGUCGGGCUUGAUGUUGAUACCCGGUUUUAUUUUACUGCGGUAACUAUGUUAAUUGCGGUACCUACAGGGGUUAAAGUUUUUAGUUGGAUUGCUACAAUUUACGGGUCUUAUCUGAGUUUUGAGGCCCCUACUUUGUGGGUUAUUGGAUUUUUACUGAAGUUUACUAUGGGGGGAAUUACAGGUGUGAUUUUGUCUAAUGCAUCGUUGGACGUGGCUUUGCAUGAUACUUAUUAUGUUGUCGCUCAUUUCCACUAUGUGUUGUCGAUAGGGGCUGUGUUUACUAUUUUUGGGGGAUAUGUUCAUUAUUUCCCUUUCUUUACAGGAAAUUGUUUCCAUCGGAGGUGGGCUCGUGGUCACUUUUUCCUAACUUUUGUUGGGGUUAACCUAACUUUCUUCCCGCAGCACUUUUUGGGGUUAGGGGGAAUGCCCCGACGAAUUCCAGAUUAUCCUAUUUUCUAUUAUUACUGGAAUCAGUGGAGAACAGCAGGUUGUGGGAUGGUGAUGUGUAGGGUGUCUUUGUUUACUCAUAUUCAGUGGGAAGCUUUUUUGAGGGGCCGUCGUCCUUCAAUAGUAGGAAAUCGUCCAAGGUCUCUUGAAUGGGUGGCUUUGCGUAAUUUCUCUUGUAUUGCUCGGCAUACUUUUGUUGAGGUGAUUGCUGUUCGGUUGAUGCAUGAGGUAACUAUGCGACAUAAGGAUAUUCUUGAGAAGGUGGAGUUGGGGAACAUUAAUUAUACCGCUAUUAAAGGGCCUAGGCGUAGAGGUGCUAAGUAGGGGGUUGGGGUGAUUUUGUAGGUGUUAAAUCUUGAUUGUGCCCUUGGUGGGGGUAGAAGA